Messenger RNA from Diversispora eburnea, 672 nucleotides. The record is from the annotation of a GenBank genome assembly. Lineage: Eukaryota; Fungi; Glomeromycota; Glomeromycetes; Diversisporales; Diversisporaceae.
AUGGAUUGUUUAUUUUUUGCUUCAUCAUUUACUCAAUCAAGUAGUUUUCAUUUUCGUAGUUUUUAUGAGAAAUAUCCUCAAGAAUUUAUUCGAAACAGCCAAUAUAAAAUUAAGAAAAUUUAUUUAAAUGAACAUACCACAGAUACAUUUUUAGCAAUUUUAAGUUAUUGCACAAAUAUUAACGAAUUAUAUUUACAUAAUUUGAGACCUGAACAUGUAAUGGCAAUAUUUAAUAAUAAUUUUAAUGAAUUAAAAAAAUUUUCACUUGAUUGUUGGGAAGUAAUCUUUGCUGAUGAAUUAUUAUGCCAGAUGCAAAAAUCACUUGAAACUAUUAUAAUUAAAAUGGUUUAUGAUUGUCCAUUGAUAUUUAGUGCUAAUAGUUUAAGAAAAUUUUUGAAGCCUAGUCCAGACUUGGGUCACCGGAUUUCUUAUGGGAUAACACAAAAAUCCGUAACACAAAAUCCAAAUCACCCAAACAAAAAAUAUCAUACGAUAGCCUUAUUAAAUCCAAGCACUAGUACAAGUGCUAAUAAUCCUCUGCCUAUAAAAGCUUUAGUUAUUGGAAUUGGGGUAAUAAGUUUGGUAAUUGUGAUUUUGGCUGUGAUUUUUAUUAAUCGUAAAAAGGCAAAAAAUGAAGUUCUUGAAAUAGCUGGAAGCAAUGAAGAACCUUAG